Hipposideros armiger (great roundleaf bat) is the source of this 5472-nucleotide messenger RNA. It is a transcript of the gene NCAPG, whose product is annotated as non-SMC condensin I complex subunit G. The record is from RefSeq and is a predicted model, not a curated record. Bases 89 to 3181 code for a protein of 1030 amino acids. Lineage: Eukaryota; Metazoa; Chordata; Mammalia; Chiroptera; Hipposideridae. Gene Ontology annotation, cellular component: condensed chromosome; condensin complex; cytoplasm. Gene Ontology annotation, biological process: mitotic chromosome condensation. The transcript has 21 exons.
CCCAGGAGAGUGGAGUUUCGGUCUGUGAUCUGUCCGGUCAGCUGCAGCCGAUCGCAAACAGAGCUCGUCUCCGCGGAGUCGCGGCACCAUGGGGGCGGAGAAGAGGCUGCUGCCGAUUAAGGAGGCCUUUCAGCUGGCCCAGCAGCCACACCAGAACCAGGCGAAGCUAGUGGUGGCGCUGAGCCGCACCUACCUCACCGUGGAUGAUAAAACAGUUUUUCAUGAGGAGUUCGUUCAUUACCUUAAAUAUGCUAUGGUGGUCUAUAAACGUGAACAAGUUGUGGAGAGGGUAAUAGAAUUUGCAGCGAAGUUUGUUACUUCAUUUCACCAAUCAGAUAUGGAAGAGGAUGAGGAAGAGGAAGAUGGUGGCAUUUUAAAUUAUUUGUUUACUUUUCUAUUAAAGUCUCAUGAAGCAAACAGCAAUGCAGUUAGAUUUAGAGUGUGCCAGCUCGUAAACAAGCUCUUGGGAAGUAUGCCAGAAAAUGCCCAGAUUGAUGAUGAUUUGUUUGAUAAAAUUAAUGAAGCAAUGCUUAUUAGAUUGAAAGAUAAAAUUCCAAAUGUGAGGAUACAGGCAGUUCUGGCUCUUUCACGACUUCAGGAUCCCAAAGAUGAUGAAUGCCCAGUGGCUAAUGCAUAUGCUACUUUGAUUGAAAAUGAUUCAAAUCCAGAAGUUAGACGGGCAGUGUUAUCAUGUAUUGCACCAUCAGCGAAGACUUUGCCAAAAAUUGUUGGGCGCACCAAGGAUGUGAAAGAGGCUGUCAGAAAGCUGGCUUAUCAGGUUUUAGCUGAAAAAGUUCAUAUGAGAGCUAUGUCCAUUGCUCAGAGAGUAAUGCUCCUUCAACAAGGUCUUAAUGACAGAUCAGAUGCUGUGAAACAAGCUGUGAAGAAGCAUCUUCUCCAAGGCUGGUUACAGUUCACCGAAGGAAAUAUAUUAGAGUUGCUUCAUCGGUUGGAUGUGGAAAAUUCUUCUGAAGUGGCAGUCUCUGUUCUCAAUGCCUUAUUUUCAGUGACACCUCUUAAUGAACUGGCAGAAGUCUGUAAAAAUAGUGAUGGCAGGAAAUUGAGUCCGGUGGAAACAUUAACUCCUGAAAUUGCUUUGUAUUGGCGUGUCCUUUGUGAAUAUUUGAAGUCAAAAGGAGAUGAAGGAGAAGAAUUUUUAGAGCAGAUUUUGCCAGAACCUGUAGUAUAUGCAGAGUAUUUACUGAGUUAUAUUCAGAGCAUUCCAUUUGUUAAUGAUGAACAGAAAAAUGAUUUUUCCUGUAUUGAAAAUCUGAUGACAAAAGAGUUCAUAGGUCAGCAAUUGAUUCUAAUUAUUAAGUCUUUGGACACCAAUGAAGAAGGAGGAAGGAAACGACUGCUGGCUAUUUUGCAGGAGAUUCUCACUCUACCCACAACCCCGAUAUCCCUAAUUUCUUUUCUCGUUGAGAGACUGCUUGACAUCGUUAUAGAUGAUAAUAAGAGAAUACAAAUUGUUACAGAAAUCAUCUCAGAGAUUCGGGCGCCCAUUGUCACUGUUGGUGUUAAUCCAGCUGAUGUAAGAAAGAAAGAACUCAAGAUGGCUGAAAUAAAAGUGAAACUUAUUGAGGCAAAAGAAGCUUUGGAAAAUUGUAUUACCUUACAGGAUUUUAAUCAAGCAUCAGAAUUAAAAGAAAAAAUAAGAGCAUUAGAAGAUGACAAAUCAAACCUAUUGAAAGAGACUGAGCAACUUGAAAUUAAAGAAGUCCAUGUAGAGAAGAAUGAUGCUGAAACACUACAGAAGUGUCUUAUUCUGUGUUAUGAACUGUUGAAGCAGAUGUCCACUUCAAUAGGUAUAGGUGCAACCAUGAAUGGCAUCAUUGAAUCUUUGGUAUGUUUGUGGCCUUUGAAGCUUUAUUUUUGCCCACUCCUUCUUCAUUUUAUUCUUCCUGGAAUAAUAAGUGUUCAUCCUGUAGUAAGAAACCUGGCUGUUUUAUGCUUGGGAUGCUGUGGACUACAGAAUCAGAGUUUUGCAAGUAAACACUUUGUGUUACUAUUGCAGGUUUUGCAAAUUGAUGAUGUGGCCAUAAAAAUAAGUGCUUUAAAAGCAAUCUUUGACCAACUGAUGACAUUUGGGAUUGAACCAUUUAAAACUAAAAACAGCAAAGCCCUUCAAAGUGAAGAUGCAGAAAUAAACACUGAUGAAGAGCAAGAAUCAAAAGAAGCAAAAGAGACUGCUACAGCCAAGCAUAUUCUGAAACUCCUUGCUGAUUUCUUAGACAGUGAGGUGUCUGAACUCAGGACAGGAGCUGCAGAAGGACUAGCCAAGCUGAUGUUCUGCGGGCUCCUGGUCAGCAGCAGGAUUCUCUCUCGCCUCGUCUUGUUAUGGUACAACCCUGUGAGUGAGGACGAUGUGCGCCUGCGCCACUGCCUGGGCGUGUUCUUCCCCAUGUUCGCUUAUGCAAGCAGGACUAAUCAGGAGUGUUUUGAAGAAGCCUUUUUUCCAACUCUGCAAACACUGGUCAGUGCGCCUGCGUCUUCUCCUUUAGCUGAAAUAGAUAUCACUAAUGUCGCAGAGUUAUUUGUAGAUUUGACAAGACCAAGUGGAUUAAAUCCUCAGGCCAAGAACUCCCAGGAUUACCAGGCCUUAACAGUUCAUGACAAUUUGGCACUAAAAAUUUGCAAUGAGAUUUUAACAUGUCCGUGUUCACCAGAAAUUCGGGUCUAUACAAAAGCCUUGAGUUCUUUAGAACUCAGUAGCAAUCUUGCUAAAGAUCUUUUGGUUCUGUUGAAUGAGAUUCUGGAGCAAGUAAAAGAUAAGACAUGUCUGAGAGCUUUGGAGAAAAUCAAGAUGCAGUUAGAAAAAGGAAAUAAAGAAUAUGGUGACCACGCUGUAACGGCACAGGAUGCCAGCAUAACUACGACUAUUUGUCAAAAGGAAGACGAAAAGAAUAAAGAAGCAUGCAUAACUCCUCACAAGGAUGUAAAAGCAGCCCGAGUAUCAAAAUCCACUCAACAAAGGACUAAUAGAGGACGCAGAAAAGUGACAGCUUCAGCCAGGAUUAGCAGGAGACGUCAGACUUCGGAGACUGACUCUGAAAGUGACCGUGAAGUUCCAGAGCCACAAUCAGAAAUGAAGGUGAGAUUCCCGAGAAGAGCCAAAACAGCAGCACUAGGAAAAACUAAACUUAACCUUGAGAAAUUUCUCAGCGAAGACACAAAUUAGAAGAGAUGAUGGAGGUGGAGUCCUUUUAUAAAUGUCCUUUAAAAUUAUGUUCAGUUCUUUGCUUCAAUAAACUUAUCCUUGUGUCAACAUUAGAAAAAGCUUGAUGUCUUGUAGGACUUUGUGCUCUGUGAUUGAUGUACUUCGCUGUGGUGGAGCAUUCGGACAGUAUCUGUCAGGCCUCACAAACCUACAUCAAUCAGAAUCUAAGGCGGGGAAGGCCUGGGAACCUCCCUGUUAAACAGGCUCUCCAGAUGAUGCACAGGAAUGCUCAUGUUUAAAAUCCUGGCCGUAUAGACAACUUUUAGUUAACUGGCUACUAGUUUGCAUUUGAGAAGCUUAUGACUUAGAUAGAGCAGGUCUAACACACGAACACAUUUCAACCUCUACACAUUUAAAAAGUGACACCUCAAGGGCAAAUGAAGCACCACACACUGGCUAGAAAGGAGCUUACUUCCAGGGAGGAGCACUAGCGUAAUAAACCAAAUUACCCAGCAUCCAAAUUCAACAGUUCUUACUUUGAUAAUAUUGUUUUGUGUUUCUUACACUGAGAACAUUUUUGAUAGUGCUGCCUGCGUGGGGAAUUCCUUAAAAUAUUUGCAGAUGAGCGCCCUCGUUUUGCGUGUUUGUGAUGGUGUUUCCUGGGCCGGGGAGAUGUUAACACAUACAUAUUAAUCGUGGACUUGCUUUCUAUGUUUUUGUUUGGCAUGACAAAAUAAAUAUUUAUUGUGGAUAAAAAAAUAAUACUAGUGGGAAAAGAAUGUGACAGGAAGUCCUCUACAUACUAAUUUAUGGGCGCUGUUUCUUUACUGUCAGUUUCAUUUAUCUUCUGAUAUUGGCACUUGCCUGACUUACGAAACUUAUACUGUAGAAAAUUAGUCUUCUGCAACACCCAACAAAACACCUGUUCUUAUCCCUCUGAUAAUUACUUUUUUAUUAUUCAGAAUAUAAAUGCCCUAAUAUUGGAUCUGUUUGAAUAAUUGUGCUUUUUAGGUUUUUUUCCAGAGGCCAUUUUUUUAAGGUGAUGUUCUAAGAUGGAGCUAAAGUUAAGAUUCUUGUGCUUUUUAGAACCAAAUUGCUAUCUUACAUACAUAUGUGCUUUAUAAAACUCAGAAAUAUAAAAGGCGUCUGAAAGUUACUAAGUACGGAUGCUUACUAAGCAAAAGGAAAAGGCAGGUAUGGUGGUGAUAUCAAACAAUGAAAAAUAGGUGAUUGUUUUUCAUUCUGUUGGCUCUGUGUCUUGUGCUUCAAAUUAUGUAAAUCUUUUGUUAAAUCCCUGUUGUUUUAAAAAUAAGUUUUUUUUGGGGGGGGGGAGGGAGGGAAAAAUAAAGACUUAAAAAAAUACACAAAGUAAGUUCCAUUGACCUCACAGCCAGGCUAUCCAAAGGGAAGGAGCCAUUUUCUUAUACACUUACAUAGACCACCAUACCAAAGCUUUCUUUAUCCAGCUGGGAAAAAGAAAUUUAAGCACCAAAUCUUUAGUAUUCUUCCUAUUCAAGUUUUAGACACAAUCACAUAAGCCAUUGCUGAAGCUAUGCUUUUGCACGAUUAGAGUUAAGGAAUAUCCUGGUUAAAAAAAAAAAAAUCCCUUUACACUUUAAAUGGCUAAAAUACAAUAAAAUGAAUAGGUGUAAAUCCAUUUACCAUUUUUCAUUCAAAACUGGUAACUUACAGAAACCACAUGGUAUUCUUGUCUGUAAGAGGCACAGGUUUGCUGAAGAGUAAACAUGCAAUUUGUGCCAUUGUUCUUACAGCCCACAGACUUUAAAGGUUUAAAAGUACAGAGAAAGAAAACUGAUCAGCUCAAAUUCUAUGAAUGGAAACAUGCUACUUGAUAAACUGGUCAUUUUUCUACACAUAACCAAGAGCGAGGGAGUCUAAGAGAUACCUUUGCCUUUUAUCAAUUUGCUUCGAGGUAGUUGGUAUCCACCUGUUUAUACAACUGUUCACGGGUCAGGUCAUCACACAUCUUUACAAUACUAGCCUUCUAAAUCACAAUUCGUUAUAUAUUAAAACUUUGUGCACAGAAAUAAAACGGGUCAUUAUGUACUUAAACAUAGGGCAUAAAAAAUUCACAAAAUACCAUUAAAAAGAGAAACAUCAAAAUCCAUCUGUACUGCAAAAUUCCACAAUGGUCUGGUGUAAAACGUAAAAAAACAAACAUACAAAGAAUAUAAUCAAAAUGAGUAAUGCUAAUGAUUGAAUAUAAAGACAGAUCACAGGACUAGAAAUAGUUCAAGAUCAACUGAUAAAUGCUUAUUGUUCAGCAGAAAGAGUAGUGACGUACAAAAUAA